Spirometra erinaceieuropaei is the source of this 14936-nucleotide messenger RNA. NCBI's taxonomy places the organism in Eukaryota, Metazoa, Platyhelminthes, Cestoda, Diphyllobothriidea, Diphyllobothriidae. The record is from the annotation of a GenBank genome assembly.
AUGCCUUCUUUGAAACUGUUUAGGCGGACUUGGAAGUAUGCCGAAGAUGAUUUUGUGUCUUCCAGUCUUGUGCAGUCAAUUAUUCGUAUCGCCUUGUGAGUAAUUAUUUAACUAAUUAACGAUUUCAAAGGGUCCUUGCAGCAGGUAUUACUUACUUCGAUGGGGAAAAUGCCCCAGUAUCGAACGAAAAAGUUAAUUUUUCUUAAUGAUUUCACCCUUCCUUACUUUAGGUAACAAUUAUUGUGAGCGUGGCGAUGGCGUUUUGUAUACUUGAGAUUAUUCUAUUUCUCACCAUGGCGGGUAUAAGUGCUCAGGGCGGCGUGUUGGAAGUUAGAAAGCGUCGUCCGCUUCCGUUCUUUAUUGCCGCGCAUUUAAUUGCAUUGCCAAUCGAAUUAAUUUUAUACUGUUUGUCGAUAUGGGCGACGGUUGAAUAUGAUAAAGCUCAAGUAAGUAUACUUUCUACAGAAAAAAUAUAGUUUUUCUGUAGAAAGGGUCUCAUUUAAAAUGAAUCUGUUUUUAUAAAAGUAAUUGCUACGCAUACAUUUCGGAAAAUUAAUGCGCCUUAUUUACGAGGAAAUAAUUGUCCUAUCCCUCUCCAGAUUUUAAGGUGUUUUAAAAGUGCUGUUUAUCCUCUCGGGCUAGGCAGAAAACUCGUUUUUUGAUAUGCAGUCUUGUGCACCCCAAUAAACUAGUCUAAUAUUCGUUGUCUUGACUUUUAGAAAACCUACCUGUUUUUUUAAAAUAUAUUAUAUGCUUCAUAACACGAAAAAAUAGUUGGGAGGACAACGGAAGCGGUAUUUUUGGGUGAGCUCGCGUCAAACGGAAAUUAUAUAAUAUGAUUUAUGAAAAAUACCAAGAAAUAAGCGCGGCAGUACCAAGUGCCGUAUUUUGCUUAUCUAAGUUUCAUCAAAGUUUACAAAAUGUCAAGUAGAAAAUUGAGUUCGAAUAAUCUUCUGAAGUGGCGAUCGACAGAAUGUUUUGUGAUUAGUGGCAGCCGAGCUUCUAAUGGGUUUAUUAAUUCGAAGUCCCUUCAGGGGACAUUUCCGCAAAAACGUCAGUGUAUGCAGCUGUCUCAUAAUUUACACUAAAGAUAAAAACGUGCAUACGACCAAAAGAUGAAAUAUGCUGUCGCUGGUGGGUUGCACGAUCAUUGUAAGUAUUAAGUAAGAUUACGCGUAAUCGCGAUGCAAUUUUACUGGUUUUAGAACUAAUCCAACAAACGUAGAAAGCUAACGAGGUUUAACGGUGACAUUAGUUUUAAUCUUGUCUGUUUGUAGUCGUGUUUCUGAUGCCUACCGUGUAUGGUAAAGUAAGCUAGAAUGUUUCCUUUGAGGUAACAUAUCUGAUGCAGAUAGAUCUGAUGCUUUUUUUACACUAAAUUACUGCGGACACAUCGAGAGUCUUAUUAUCUCUUUUUGUAAUACAGUGAGAAACAUGCAAUUUCCAAUCCCCUUGAAGAAGAAAGUAUGAAAUAUUUCAACCAAAAUGUGCUUCUUUUCUUCUCUUUAGCCCUCCGCCAAACCUAACUCCGUUGGGGUCAUUUGCUGGUGCUCAAUACUAAUGUUUAUAAUCUUCUUCGAAGUAAUUGACUGGAUCAGGCAUUUUGACAAAAACGGGUCACUGAAAUACAAAUUUUAUCAGACAUUUGUCUAUGGAAAAAAUGAGGAUUUGCCAGAGGAAAAGAAGAAAGUGCUUGUUGAAAAGUUUUGGAAGUUAUCAAAGUCCAAAUGGACAAAGUUCGUUCGGCGAAGAAUAACAGACUUUAAGCCUACAGAUCAUGAUGGGAAAGAAGAAGCUGUUAACGAAGUGGCGCUGACGUUGGCAGAUGUUUUCAUGGUACGCGUAUGCGAGCUAAUGUUUAUAGGAUAUCUUAGGAAAACGACCGUAAUUUUCCUUUUUAAAUAGUUUUUGCUCAGAGACAGCCUUUUUUCAAAAAAUGCACAUAAAAUAAGCAGCUAUCUCACUUGAAUGUCUAGUAAAAAGUAUCCGUUAUUCUGAAUAAUAUAGUCAGCUUUGGACGUUUGCUAUAACUGUGCUUACCUUGUUUGCAUUCGUAUAUGUAAGCUCUUUAAUGAGCCUUAACUUUUGACUGUCUUAAUAAGCUGUCCUCUGCUUUACGCGUUUGUACACUGAACGUUUCCUCUCUCUCUGCAAGAAUUUAGAUUUAACGUCUACGGAUGCGCUGUUGGGCUUAACCCUUCUUCGUUGGCAGACUACAGAAUGGGUUGGUGGAAAAACGGAACUAGAUCCGGAAAUUCUCUUACACACAACAGACCCGGCGACCAUGGAUGUCGCAGAAAAGGUAUUAUCCAAAUUUGCUUAAGUGAGCAGUAACAGUCAAGCACUUCGUCAAAGGAGAAUAUCUGUAGUACCAUUUUAACAGUUAUUUCUAGUUUUUUCCUAAAACUACUGCUGCAAUGUUUCAUGUUUAAUUGUACGCAUUCUGUAAUCGAACCCUUCGGUUAGCUCAAGCAAAUCGAAAAUUGUUACCUUUUGUCGUAUAAGCCCAUUUGUGUGUAGAAUGCACGUGCCUAACUUUCGUCAAUUCUCAAUUUCCAAUCACUAGUUUAUCUGUUUGCUGUUUCGGCGAUCUGAAUAAUCAGAGGCGAACUUUUGUACACUUCGCAAUUUCAGAAAAAAAAACAUUCACAAGCAUGAUGAUAUGAUUUAUUUAUAACUUUAUGGUUUACCAAUUUAUUUGGUCAGCUCUCCUAGGUCUGAUAUUCUUUAAUCACAUUUCCGAGAAUUCUGUUUUGUUUUUCAACGGUUACACGGAGGAGUUGUUCGAAAUAGUUGUUGACCCGUAAAUACAAUUGGCUAUUAAUAGGUAUUUAUAGAGGCUAUUCGUCUUUUCCUAGACUUGCAACUUUCCAGCCGUUCAAGUCUGCGCCAGUCGGUUAACAGAGGCUCAUUUCUUUUCAAAAUUCCAAAAAUGAAAUGCAUUCAGAUAACCAUAAAGUUUACUUUCCUUAUUGCGCUUUAGUUAAAUGUGAAAUGAUACGAUUUGUUUGUCAGAUCUAUUUUUCAUGUGAUAUACGCACAACAACAGAGCCGAUUCUAGGGAAAUGAAUGAAAUGAAUGUGUACGCACAUUAUUGCUCAGGGAGUUAAAAUAUUAUAGUAUGAGUAGAGUCGGUUUGCAAGGGGUUUUGAAAAAUAUUUGUCGUUGAACGUCAAUGCAUUGUGUUUUAUGCGAUGAACUUUAGUUGUCAUACGUGCAACAAAUAUAUCUAAUUUGAAAAAAUGCCAGUACCUUGCGAAAAUCUAGACAUUUAAAAUUUUAAAGUACGAAAAUGCAGUAAAUACCUAUUCAAUCAAGACUACGCGCACACAAGUCUACUGGCUUUUCGUAGCAAACAAACUGUCGUUAGAUUGCAGUACGUGACAUGUUUGCACCGUUUCCGUAAGUUAAAAUAUCACUUCUGUAACCAAGCUGAAUUUUAUGAAGAUAACCAACUUGAGAUAAUACGAGAGGCUCAUCCUUCUGCUCUGAUUUCGAGUUCCAUAUUCCAAUAGUAAAUGGAUUAUUGGAGGGUUGCAAUCCGUUAGACACAGUUAGGCCUAUAUUUUCUCGAGUCAGGAUUAUGAUACAUCCCCAACUAUAAAUACGGAACCCUACUGAAAUCCAAUUCUUUGCCAGACGGAACUUGCCUCGCGCAGCGAACGAGCACAAAAGAAGCUUUUUAGUAAAAGUGAGUGUAAAAAAAUAGUUGGGUUUCUGUUUUGCGCGGCUCCGGUGGUGAGCUCGCCUGCAAGCUAUUGUGCCGGCCAGUCUGACCUGAUCCUUCUGAUCUGUUUAGAUGGACAAAAAUGUUGAGGAAUCGCCCACUGAGAACCUAAGCAAGCACUGGCUGCACAUUGAUCGCCUCCAACAAUAUGCACAUUUCGUGAACGGUUCAUACGGUUGGCUCUACUAUUGCUUGGACAGUGGUUUUAACUGCACAUCCCUCAACCGCCUCUGCAGCAAAUUGUCGUCCAAGUAAGUUGAACCCGCCGAAUUAAUGCCAUCCAAGCGCUUUCGAUCGCCUAGAUCACCCCCAGUCCAAACACUUCCAAACAUAUAAAUGUAAUCAAUCUUUCGGAACCUCAUUUUUAGAAAAACAACAACCUGACUCGUUAUUCAUGUCGUUUUAAUAGGAGAUGGAGUAUGUUCAUAUAUGAUAUUACAGACGAUAAAAGUUGAAAAACUGAAAGCUGAGCUCAGUUCUAGAAGUCGUUGUAACUAUGCACGGACUCUAGGCAGUUAUUUUCACAAAUUUUCCCUCUUGAGACGCGUGUGUCAGGCAGUACACGGCUGUCACUAAAAGACAACUGAACUAUGUAGUUUGUUCAAGUGUUCCUUGGUAGCCUACUCUAGUUGAAAGUGAUUGCAUUUUUCGGCGGAAUACUGCCAACGUGUCAUUACCGAGAGUUGCCACUCUCCGUAAUGAGCCUCAAUGUUGCGAAUACGUAGACUACGUACUACACAGAAUUCAGAUGAAUAGCAUUAAUGAUAUUCUCAACAUCCAUCAGGGAUUUUGGGAACAAACAAAAUUAGGCCUGAUUAAGUGCCACAACUACACAAAAUCACUGAAAGUCGCUGCCUCUUCUGCGCACGAAUGUCUUUUCGUUCCAGGAAUAAGAAGACAGUGGACAAACAACGUAACCUAGAGGAGGGCAUCGAAGGCCCCGGGGGUUGUUUGUGCGCGGGCAGGAACGCAUAUCUGGCGGCUUUCUUGGAGAUGACUGGCCUAGAACCACACAAUAUCCUCAUCUUCGAAAUCGCUAACACCGUCAGUUCUGGUAUUAUUUUUGCUUCUUGCUGUCGUAGUAUUAAUUUCUCGCCCAGCAUGCAAAAGCGUAUAUCAACUACUGAUACAAGAAAUUUCCGGCAAAGUUUAAGUGAACAAGCUGAUUUCGGAGGAAUAUCGCUUAGCGGAUAUAAUACCGAGCCGCAACCCGGUGGUUACACAUUUGAAUUACUGGGCUACAGGGGCCGUAAUUAUGUUUUCCUUUGUUUGAUCGGAAAUGACCGACUGUCAGUGUAAACCGGUCCAUAAAUUAGAGUUCCAGUCUUUUUCUCGACCCUAGAGUAUUUGCGUUCGAAAACUUAUCCGCGUUCUGCGAUGCACCAGUCAUUAGAGUGAUGUUCUUCGCAACGUAUAUUAAUAACCCAAAUGACUGUCCCAAAGCCAUGCAUAUGGUAUUUUUUAAAAGAUGAUGAGAUAAUAGGGUUCUUUCGACCGGAAUUCGUUCUAGUGGGGUCCACCUCUAAAAUGCAAUUCGUGGAAAUAUACUAAUUCACAUCUAACGAGCCUCCGUUUUCGUUUUUUGGUGUUGUCUUUCCUUUAUUGAACUUACUGACACUCGAGUUCUGUUUAUCAUAUUUUAUGAUGGAGAGCAUAAACCAAACUCCUUAUAGCUAGUACUGUAGCGAAAUAAGUUAAUCUUGCCACCUACGGUCAUUGCAUUUAGGUUUUUUAUUUUGUUUGACUAGCACCAGGAGCUAAAAUGGCGGUUGACGCUGACAGGUUAAUUGGUUAAGACCUGUACACAAAAAUGUAGGCCUUAUGUAAACUCCCAUAUCUGAAAUCACACCACUUUUCAAUAGAUAUUUAAAUGUAAACUUUGCCAAAGAAUUAUUUUCAAAGAUUAUUCUUUUUGCGCUUUCGUAUUGACUUAGUGUUUUUUGGAGUUUACAAAAUUACAGCCAUUUCCGACUUUUUUGGAUUUUCCGCCUUUCUAAAAAACUUGAUAUUUUUAAACAACGUAACAGUAUCUUUAACCUUUAUUUUAUGCCAGUAACUCCCCUAAAGUUGCUAUUUAUUAACAUAGAUACUGCGUCCACACAUUGGUGUCGGUCUGCGAGUGAUUAGCGGUCAUUCGCAGAUUUCGGCACAUUCUAUCUGCUAGGUUACCCACUGAAUGGGCAGGUAUCACAGACAACGGCUAAUGCGGGUGCGGCGCUGGAGACUUUUGCCUUCACAUGCAAAGUUGGAUUGUACAAUAAAACUGCAGUCCACAGGCAGAUGGCAUAUGCAAUGGGAAAAUUUUUUAUCGUCGUUUCAUUUCCGCCACUGCUGCGUGUCAUUUGUUAAAGUCAGAAUACAUGAGUGUCCUUCGUUAGACCGUGAAAGUAUGGCGUAGCCCUAUGUCGUAGGCUGAUGUUAUUCACAAUGAAAGGCGGGGACGUGAAAGUGUGGUGGAAGUUGAUUCUAGCACCGCAACCCAUCUCUCAUCUACCUGACCUUUCGACGUCAUCACGAUUGACCGUUGAUGUAUAUAUCAGUACGUCGGUGGAUGACGAGUGUGUAGGCUAACCACUUAAACCUCAAAGGACAGGCACUCCGUAGAGGACAGGUUGGUUGAAUGGCUCUAGUGUUCUGACCAAAAAUGUUCUCUGUUUCUGAAGUAUGUAAGUGUGUGUGUGUGUGUGUUCGUGUUCCCUACCGAUACACUACAUCUACUCAAAGUCCAAAAAAUUCUUGUCCCUGCCUCUGACUUCCUGGACAUCUCUUGUUUAAUUACAGUAGUGGUUCCAGCCGAACUAAGUAGUAUGUGUGUAAGAGAAAAGGGAGGGAAAUAAGCUUUAUUUUUUAAGCCUCAUUCCAAAGUAUUCAGCAAAAACAUCCUUCAUUCACGUGGCCAGAAUACAGAUUAAUAGAUGAUGGGUGAGUUGGUGGGCUUGCACAAAAUUGUACAGUCGUUAUGGAGACAGUUUGAAUGUCAAUUUCUGUACUUCGGUCUCUUUACACGUAAGGUAUCGCGCCAAAAAUGGUUAAAAAUAAACCCCGAUAUGCCGGAUAUGUCUCGUUUUGCUAGAAUAUUACUGGGCUAGAAAUCAGUGGGCUGAUUUCGAAGCCGAGAAUUGCGCAAACCUAAUCUUAAAAAAGUUUUCCAACGCCGGUACGUCGUCAAAACAUAAGCUAAAACAUGCCUAUCUUUUUUCAACCUCUCAUGCCAGGUGUUCAGCCUGAAAUCUCCAGAACCGAAAUUUUUUACUGGCUACUGUUAUGCGACUAACUUCGGCAAACCUGGUGUUGUCUUUCUGAGGCUUCUGGGUGACCCUGACUACACUAACAGGGAGCCUAUUCACCAUAGGGACUCCUGGUCAAAAAACAUCAGAGAUCUCAUUUCAACAAAAGUGUUUUUUAACCAACCUGAAAACAAAAAUUACGAAUAGGCGUAUAUUUUUCGUCGAAAAAGUACAUCUUUGCCAUUUCUGGCCAUUUGAUUUUCCUUCUUCAUUUUUUCCACUUUUACAUAAAAGAUAUAAUGAUACUUAAUGCUCUCAAUUAACCACGUUCAUUCUAGAUCGUUUAGGCUACUUCAUACUCCACUUAUUCCCUUUAAAAAAUGGCAAGAGGUAGUUUAGAAAGCGUUCUCAAAUUAUCGGUAGUCAGUAACUUCCGUCUUAUGAGAAAAAUAGUGCAUUCCUUAGACAAAGUAAGUGUCAUGACUACGGGUGGCAGUACGCGGGCAAUCAAUAAUAGGGAAGCGUAAUCGACAAAGUCACCCUUAUUUGCCGUCACUUUACGCUUUUACCGCACCCCCGGAGCGAAAAGGCUAUAAGUUCAAAUCCGGACUCCUUUACCACCGAGCCAUAAACGUUUUCUAGACCGAAGGGACAAACGGAACUAUGCGCACGCUGUCCUGGAAUUAGGGCAGACUGAUCAACGACUUCCCUCCCGUACAGCAUUCGUGUGAUUCUGUAAGAGCUGUGUUUUGUCGAAUCAAUAAUACCACUACUGUUCGAUUUCUUCUCAUAAGCGUCGAAGGGAAACCGCAAAUCUCCGUACUGUCCAGUUUUUAGUAGGAUUAGCACGAAAUUACAAUUCCGGGGGCAAAACGUCUAGACUAAAAUAUAACGACCCCGCAGAAAUAAACUCCCCGACCAGAUGGUGUAUCCCGCAAACGCGGGAACGCCAGACAACACACAACCAUCAUUGUUCAAUGCUGUUUGUAGUGCGUGCGGAAAGGGUAACAGCAGAGUCUGCCCGUCAUAACACCGUCCCAUAGUGAUGUAUGCAUUCAUAAGCUGUGCAUUUCCUACUGGGCCCUGAAUAGUGCAAGUGUUAGAGCCUGUCCGUGUGAGCCCAUGCCAUUAUACAUAAAUUUCGUACCGUAUCAGCGGAAGCAACUUCGCAUUACUUUGUCGUGUAAGUUGCUAUUUUUUUCUUUUUCUGCGGCUUUAUAACGCACGCUGCCACCACUCGAAUAAGUAGACUGCUAACCAUCAACUGAACCACCGUAGUCCAAAGAAAUGAACACGAUGAAGAUGCCAUCUAGGGCGAUAACCAAAAUUCAGACGUUUACUGGGGCUGGUCAUACUUCAAUCCUGUCGACAAAACUGUCCGAACUGGUCAACUACUCUUUCUCUCUCCCUCUCUUAUGGGGCGUAGAUGCGUUUCUGCCUUCACUUACUUCUAUACCAAUGCAAUUUUGGGCUUAUUUUUCCUUGCUGUUUUGUUUUCCAGUUCUAUGACGUCGCCUUGAUGCUCGUACUCGACGACAAGACGCGCUCCAUUGUUAUUAUUGUCCGAGGCACCUUGUCGGGUGACGAUACGCUGACUGAUCUACUCGCAGUUGGAGAACCCCUGAGAGAGGAGGAUGAGAGGCUGCCGGAAGCAGAACGCUACAUGGGACAUGGCGGUAUGGUACGAGUUGCUCGAAACGUCGUCCGAAAGAUCAUUUCGGAACAGUGGGUGGAGAAGGCGCGGGAGCUGCGGCCUGACUACCCGGUGGUGCUGUGUGGGCAUAGUCUUGGUGCCGGUCUCGUGUCGCUCAUGUCGGUGCUCCUCAAACCGGUCUAUCCCGAGCUCAAGGCCUACGCAUUUAGCCCGCCUGGAGGCCUGAUGAAGUGAGUGAGCGCACGUUGCAAUUUCUUUAUUCCAUGAAAUAUUCCCCACCUUUGGGAGUACCAGCUUUUGCGUUUGGCGGCUGAUACUGCCUGCUAGAAUACCGUAACAAAAAGAAUGUGAAAUUUGUCCCGUGUUUCAUCCUUGUCUCAACGUAGAUUGCGUCUUCUGGAUUCUCGUAAAUGAAAGUAACUAGUAAGUUUGGCGUUGAGAGCUUGUACCACCCUGAACUGCGAAAACGCAAUCGCAGUUGUCGCCCAAAUCAGAUUUAUUGUCUGUUUUUGUCCAUCCCGAAGUUAGCGAAUUAUAGGAGUAGAAGACAGAUAGCGUAGCAGAAGCUGUGACCGCCGCCAUGUCUGUGAGUAUGGUAAAGCAAUGCAUACACACAAAAUACUUUCCCUACUGAAGUCUGCGUAAGCUGGGGCCUCAGAUGUAGACGGCGACAUUAACUGGGUGCCUCCUGACCGAUACACGGUUGGGGCUGUAAAACAUUCAAGAGUAAAGUAUUGUCGUAUGGAGCGGGAAAGUGGAGAGAAAGUGGUCUCAGGGAGGACGCGGGAUGCAUCGGUGUGUUUUAGCAAACAUUUCUCCACACUAGACCUGUUUGUGCGGACGAACAACAGGUAAACACGGCUACAUCUCAAUAAAUAAAACACCGAUGUUGAAACAGACCACGUGAUUAGGAGAAAUUACGCACACGUUCAGGCUAAAGUAAGCUUGCCUUGUGAGUCAGGGAAGGGGCAGUAUCAGUUAGUUUGGUCAGCAGCAGCAGCAGCAGCAGCAGCAGCAGCAGCAGCAGCAGCAGCAGCAGCAGCAGCAGCAGCAGCAGCAGCAGCAACAGCAGCAGCAGAAACGAGACAUGCGACCGCCGCCAAUGCGAGUCCCAUGGCACCUCGAAAAAACUUGGAUUCACCUGGACUAAUCUUGAUACUGUAGAGUGCAACUGCUGCACUGUACAAAGGACAUGAAUUAGGUAGGGAUAAAGAGACAAACAGCAACCAGCGAAGCGGCCACAAGCGCAGUCCUGUAAGGACCCUAAACCCUCGUUUUAAGAAGCUCUGCAGCGAAUCGGAAGACAGGACUGCUAACCUGAACUACAUUCGGCGGGUAAUUAGAGAGAGUUGUUGCCGGAGAAACUUUGCAAACUGGUGCAUGCAGAAACGAGACAUGCGACCACACCACACUGGCCCCCAGAUUUUGGAGAGUGCUCUCGUGCGACAAGAAUGUCUCGGCAGACGUCAGCCGCCUUCUGACACCCCUUGUAGUUGGGAUUGCGCAUAGACAAAAGACAUUUGUCAGGCGUCAAGCAAUGAGACCGAAAGACACGCUGCCCCGGCAGCAAAUGUUUGGAGUCGUUUACCAGAUCUAGUAUAAUUGCGAGCAAAGCAACCAUAUCCGAGAAACGGGGGAAUUACUCCGGACGCGAAUGAACGAAUAUGCAGCAGCAGCAGCAGGAUGGUGCGGCAAUCAUGGCGUUCAGAGAAAGGGCAGCUCAGAUUCCGGCCUACUGCUGGAGAGAGAGACGAUAAAUCCACAUCGCUGCGUAGCAGACGUUUACUUUCCGCCUGAACUCCUAUCUGUAUACCAACUGACGCGGUAAAAACGUUUUGUUUAUUGGAAACCUCGGAAUUUGGCAACUACCUGACACAUAAGUGUCUUCCAUUCAGUUGCUGAGAGUUGGGGGACUUUAGUCCAAAUACAGAUAUCACCACUAUCCGAAGAAACGGAUGGCGGGUUCUCUCUACUAUGCAAGAGUGUUAAGUUCGGCAAGGGUGUGGCUUAUGGCCGGGGUCACUUACUCCGGGGAACAAUCCUGCUAAAACAAAAUGACUGGCGAUAUUUAUUUGUACUUGCCAGAAAAAGAAAAAAUACCACGCGGUGGCUGUUGCGUAAGGGUGGUUAAGAAGCUUUAAGAUGGUCGUCGAAGUAAACAUACGACUGUGCGAUACCUUUUCGACAGUGACUGCAAAGAGCCAUUAAACUCAUUUUCUAUUAUUAUUAAAUGAUAAAAAGGUGUCCCCUUCUAAUUGGUGACAGUAUAGAGAAUCAAUAUUUGUGAUACCGCAAAGUUCUUAGACGUUCAACCCUUUUGCUCGACACAAAUGCUCUCCUGAGUAAGUAAGCCCGGCCAUAAACCAUCCCCUUGCCUUCAUUUCUUGGCGUACAUCAGAGAUUGUGCACACGUAAACACGUUUCCCCAAAAGUUACGUUAAGCUGUAGUACUAAGCGCGUAGUGCGUUUUGUUGGUGAUGUUAGUAGUGCGCCCAUUCGGCUGUUUUUGAAAUAGGCUAUAAUAGACACCCAAUGACUUACUUCAGAGAGAGAACCUGCUGAGCAUUGCUUGCGCAAUUCUCAGUUGUUUGUACAAACCAGCCAAGAUCCUCAGUACGGUCGCUUGCAUGCUUAAGAAGCGUGAUCCACCUCGAAUAUCAGCAUGGUGGGGAGGCCUCCUUGUGUCCUAACAAAUCGCUGUCUAUCGAAGCCCUCACAGAUUCCACUUUGUUUUAGUGAACGGCUCUCGGAGUCGACUCGAGACUUUCUAUGCUCCGUCAUCUACGGUUACGACGUGGUUGGUCGACUGGGCGCCGCAACGGUGGAGGACCUUCGAGCACGUCUUUUCCAUGCCCUCUGCGUCUGUAAUGUGCCGAAAUUUAAACUGCUUGGCAGUCGUCUGAGCAUCUGCAUCCUGAAUAUGCUCAUGCCCUGCUUCAAACGCACCACUCUUGGCAAAACGGACAUCUAUUUAACAGAAGACAUGAAGAAGAAAUUGCUGGAACCUGACCUGGACGACGUUUACUCGAAUCCUGAUGGUAGCUUCCUCGCGCCCUACAAGGACGAAAUCUAUGAAGGUAGGCGUCCAAUGAGGUGCCUUUUUGUGUUUUUUCCACUAACCUCAACAGCCUUUUUGUCUAAUGGUACAAAGUUAAGACUUGCUAUUCGAGACACACACACACGACAGUUCGACCAUCGAUUUCGAUGAUGUCCACCGUAUGCCCCACAGACUGCAUUGUGGGAGCAGGGACGGUGACUUACGCAGGGGUUUAUAGUGCCAGUAGACUGGCGUAGCAUCUACCUACACUCUCUCCUCCUCCCCCGCCUGAGCCCGGUGUCAAGGCCAAGUCAAGAAGACCGGAGACGGGGGAGGCCGCAGGUGGAUAGCUCGGACGGAUCCUCGCCUUGGCGCUCCACUCCGCACCCUCUGGUCCACACACAAAUGACCAGGAUUUUGACCACAAAACAAUGGGGUGGCGGCAGUGGUCCACUUGAAUGACGAAUGCCGACAACAGGGUCCGCCAGCGCACCCCGCAAAUGUUGGCAUUUGUUAUUGCGCACAGAUAACGCCUGCCAGUACACGAUGUGGCCCCCGUGUUGGUCCAGCGCAUCUAACACGUGACCCGUUUAGAGGGCCACACACUUUACUUCGAGGCCCAGAAGACAUACCGGUGAAGACAAAUCUCAUAUCUCCUUAAGUAGACUGUAACAUUAGGAGAGAGUUUGCUAAUAAAAUACCUUGCACAGCAGGCUGAAAGUAAGAGCGUUAGAGAUGACUAUUUUGACCCCCAAAUAUGUGAAUAUAAACAUAGGUACUGUGACACUGGCAAGCAGAGGUUCCAGAAAGUGCACAUGAAUUUCGAUUUUUUCAUAGGCAUAUUUGGACCAGACUAGUAAUCAUAACAUGUGUUUAUACUUACAGGAGUCUCAAAAGUCGACAGGUUAUUGCCCUCUGUACGAUCCCUAUUGAGUUGGAAGAAGCCUACGACAGGUCCUUUUCUUCGACUCCCCCGACCCUACCCACGAAGGCUAUACCCUGAGGAACUGGAGAAGCCCGACGAAACCAACUCCACGUCCAUGGAUCAUCUGAUAAGGACCCUGCCAAAGCCUCGAUCAGGCGCACGUAUUCUGCACAUUCUCGAAGUUGAAGGCGAAUUUCAGGGGUGUCGGAGUAUUCCAACGAAGUAUGUCUAUCAAAGAUUGCAUGCUAUCUGUUAUUCUUCGCUAUUUUCGAAAUUCUUGUAAGUUUCUACUGAAGACAGAUUGUCAACCGUUGCAGACGCUGCUUGUAAAGAGGACGAGAUACUCGUCCGCCUGCAAGUAAACCCAGCCAGGCAGAAGUUGAGUUGUCUCUGUGCACACUUCCUCACACAUAAUAGUCACUUAUGACCAGGAGUAUAAUAUCCAUUUCUUAUGUCAGGGAACUUAUACACAGCAACGCGGUUGUAAGCAUUUGAGAUUAUCUCAGCGAAAAGGAUGUUCUAGAAAGUUGGAAAGCUUGCAGCUGGAUGUCCAAACUGUUGCCAGUCUUCUACAUUGAGGAGAUGAGGAGGUGGGUACACAUCGGGUUUGGGUACAUUGAAGCGUUCCUUACUUCUGGAGUUGGAGGUUACUGUAAAGGCUGACAGUAUUUUAGUGCUCAAAAGCAAUAAUAAAUUUGUUGUAAUGUAGAUGUGAAAGAUAAGUGAGCACAGUAUAAACAAUGACAUAUAAAAAUCGUAAUUUAAUAAAAGUUUCGACUAACAAUGCUGCUGUUUGUGGGGUGGAUUGUCUAGACAUAGAUACAGAGAAAAUAGCAUGUUAAAAUUGCGGAAAGCAGUUCACACUGUUUAUAAGGUAAGGUAAUUCAAGGAAAGGUCAAGGUCAAGGUACCUACACAGCCCACAACCCUGCAGUCCAUAACCUGCUUGGAAUCGUUGUUUUUGCUUAACCCUCGGUAAUACUCCUUGCAGGUGCUGCAGCAGAGCGGCUUUCACUGAUAUGGCCUAUGCAGGAUACACACAAUGUGGGGUAGUCUGGCGAAGGAAGCGUCCUUCCUAAUGCCUUCUUUACUUUCACAAGUGACUUUCCGGGAAGCACAGUCAUCGCGGUCUUACACCGUUUCUUGUGAUCAUGGGCUUUCCCCACACAUAUCGACCACCCAGCAAGUUGGGCAUUCACAAAUCUUCUGGCGACACAUGACUUGUCAAUAAUAAACCAAAACCUUCAUUUUUAACGAGUCUCAAGUUUUCCUAUGUCAAUGCGAGCAAUACAAAUAGUCACCGCCUUAACCUACUGGUUUACGCCUAUAAUACACGGUCUGUGGCCUCUUCUGACACGGUGUACGCUAUUGCAGCCCUAACAAACAAGUAUCUGGCACUUUGCAUUCACAAGGUGCCAGCACAGCUGGUUGGCUCCCUCCCACCAGCAUCGAAAUUACACCCUUCAAAAAUUUCCGCUUUCCGAAGAGCUUGGAGUUUUUUUGAAAGACUAAGGACAUGAUUUUCCCCAGUCAUUUAAAAGCUUCUGCGUCCCUCCCCGGCACAUUCUCCUCCGAGGACGAGGAGUGAUUUCCUGGGCAUUAACGAGCCUUCCAUUUUCUCGUAUCCACCAUGAGAGGGAGAGCUUUGUAGAUGUGAUAAGUGACCAGUCGGGGAAGUCUUAUUUCUGCAAGUGGUUGCAUUUGGAUUGGAGGUAAGUGUCCAGCUGCAAGGGAUUGGGUCUCCUCCGAUGGCCUCUGUGAAGAUUUUACUUGGCCGAGCUCCCAAACGGGUGAUACAAUUCCUUCUUACAAUCGUCGUAAUCUGUGUGAAUUAAGUUCUGUUUUUAAAACCCUCAUCUGAAUCACGCUGAUCACAUGUCUAACAAAUGCUGCCUCAAUCUCUACUGAGCUGCUGAUUUAACUUUAGACGACUCCAGCUAAGGUCUCCAUUGAGCAUUCAUAAAUCUCGUCAAUCACUCACUGAAGGACGUCCAGUUCCUGCCAGAAUUUAUUAGCUGCAGGAAGUUUGGAGGUAGCACCUUCACCGAAAACGGUAAUUGAACGUAUAUCUUCUUUUGCUGCAGAUCCUCCUACGUACCUCCACCAAUCGCCUAUUGGGCCGAUCCCCGUGGAUUUAUGACGAUUCUAGUGCACCCCAAGAUGCUUAAAAACCACUCGCCAACCUUUGUAACAACUGCUAUUGACCGCCUUCAUGCUGCGAUUAAGUGGCCGGAAAAAGUCUUUCCGAAGUUUCCCCUGGCUACUUAUCGUCAGGAGGCGAAGCCGCUUUUAAAUUUCAAGCGACCCAAAGAAUUGCAGACCGAAAAGUACUGCAGGAUUCGAAAACCAAAAUUAUCUACCUCCUGA